Molecule: messenger RNA, 1293 nt
Organism: Pseudocercospora fijiensis CIRAD86
Lineage: Eukaryota; Fungi; Ascomycota; Dothideomycetes; Mycosphaerellales; Mycosphaerellaceae
Exons: 11
Coding region: 1-1293 (430 amino acids)
Source: RefSeq, a predicted model, not a curated record
AUGAAUCACAUCUAUCGCUUUCCUCAUAUCGAAGCUUAUACAGUCGAGAAUUUGUCUGGGGUUCUUUAUUGUUCCACUUCGUCUUCAGAAGACGUUCUGUGGAGCCUGCUCUGGUCUAACACCGACGCGAGCUUAUUUACUUCUUUACUACUGCUGCCCUCGUGGUGGUGUCCCAUCGACAAACCCAGCUCUUACGCAAAUCUUGCUGCCCCGCCAAAGGAAUUCGCGCGAAAGGCCCGGGAAACUAGACAGCGUAUGCAAUCUGAGGAAUCCCACAAGGCCACCACACCCUCUGCAUCCCUCUUGCCGCGCCUGCAAUCUUAUUGGCUGGUGUUAUCAGGAUCGUGUCUUCCUCUGGUCGCUACGAAGCACAGCGUACCCAGCGUUUCUGGACACCCAGCAUCAGCUUAUCUGGGGUUCGAUCUCGAGCCGUGGGUCAUGCCCCAGACUGCUUCCACGAUUUCGUGCCUCAGAAUGGUUGGGCUUCAGAUCAUCCCAGUCCUCCUCCUCGCCGCUGCAGCUUGCGAAGACAACUAUUCGAUCCAUACGAUGCCGAGCAUUUUCGCGCGAAUCAGGCCAUGGAUAGGACCCCAAAUCACGAACAUUGUGAACAGUACCAGAGAUCUCCCCCACGAUGAUUACUACGGGCAACCUACACGAUCAGCCAAAGAAUCAGGAGGCAAACUUUGCUACGCACGAUUCGCUUGGCAACGACGAAAACGACAGACGUCACAUCUGGAUGCGAUCGGAACGAAAAGACUCCAUCUUUUGGUCGAUGGUACAAGCUGUGAUGGCCGGCACACUUUCACAGGGUUGAGACUCGUGGGCACACCGGCCCGCAAGAACGAACAUGAACAGCGACUACUCGGUGGCUUCCUCUCGCUUGUCUGUCAACACGCUACGCUCGAGCACUCGUCAGGUUCUCAACGCUGGGUUGAAUAUGGGAUAUGGGUGGAUUUCAGAUGCCAGUUUGAUACUGCUCUAAUGGACAUGAAGGAGGCCUCUGAAGCGAGCAUCUGCAAAACGAAAUCCUUUUUGAUCGCGGAUCUCCGACAGUCACGAACUUUCAAACCAUCACUAUUCCAUGAACUCGACCACAUUUGCUUCCCUUGGCCACUAUCAUUCAAGAUGUCUACCACGAUACAACAGGACUACCGGCCAUUCUUCGACUUUUGGACCGGAGAAGACGCCGGAACGCACCAUUCAUACUUGGCCUUUAGCAGACGAAAGGCUAGUUCUCAACUCAACGACCUUGAAACAUCGCAUCUCAAACAGGAAUGCCAACCUUUGUGA